Messenger RNA from Lachancea mirantina, 2073 nucleotides. Lineage: Eukaryota; Fungi; Ascomycota; Saccharomycetes; Saccharomycetales; Saccharomycetaceae. The record is from the annotation of a GenBank genome assembly.
AUGAAGUUCUUGGGGCUCAUUUCAGGCGGGAAAGAUUCAUGCUACAGUAUUUUGCAUAGUAUAUACCAGGGUCAUGAAUUAGUUGCCUUUGGAAAUUUGUAUCCUGCCGAUACAACAAUUCAGGAAUUGGACAGUUUGAUGUUCCAAACAGUAGGACACGAUAUCGUAUCCUUGUAUUCCAGAUGCACCGGGCUUCCCUUGAUAAGACGCCCAAUUUCUUCGAGCUCGUCCAAGAAUGUCUCACUAAAUUACAGGAAGACCGAGGGAGAUGAGAUUGAAGAAUUGUACGAACUUUUGAAAGAAGCCAAACAGAAAAUUCCUGAUUUGGGUGCCAUCAACGUCGGAGCAAUAUUAUCCUCUUAUCAAAGAACAAGAGUUGAAGAUGUUUGCUCUCGAUUGGGCCUUGUUGUUUUGAGUUAUCUCUGGCAGCGAGACCAAACGGACUUAAUGAAAGAGAUGUGUGUCAUGUCAAAAAGUGCAAUCAACCAAGACGUCAACCUUUUCGAUGCCCGAAUAAUUAAAGUUGCAGCGGCAGGAUUAGAUGAUCGACACUUGGGGAAAACCCUGCCUGAAAUUUUCCCUGCCCUUCUUAGGCUCAAUAGCCUUUAUGAUGUUCACGUUUGUGGCGAGGGCGGCGAAUUUGAGACUAUGGUUCUCGAUGCUCCUUUCUUCACUAAAGGUUUUUUGGAACCGCGCCCAGAAACGUGGGACAAUGUGCAUAGCGAGGGCGGGGUGCACACGCUGAAGAUGGUUGUCGAUUUUAAGGAACGUGAGGCUCCGAUCUCUUUGGAAACAUCAUUGCAAAGUUUGCCCGUUCCAGAAUUGCUAGAAAGCGCAUGGUGGGAUAUUGCAACAAGCUUGAGUGAGAAAGUGACGAUAUCUUCAGGGAACAAAUCGGCUUAUAUGAAUGAGAUAUCUGCACAAAGAGUACCGGUAUCUUUCCAGCGAGUUGGCGGGUGUCUUUUUAUUUCUAAUUUACAGGCAAAAGCGGGAGGUGACGUAGAAAGGCAACUUGAUGAUAUACUAGGUAGUCUACGAGAGGAAUUGGAUCGGCGUAAUCUGGACCUUUCGGACGUUAGCCAUUCGACGUUGACCUUAAAAGAUAUGGCUCAUUUCAAGAGAGUUAACGACCGAUACGUUGAGUCCUUUAACGUGUCCAAAAUUGGGCCAUUGCCACCAUCCCGAAGCUGCAUAGCCUCUGAUAUGCUUCCGGAAAAGAGCGCGGUUCAACUCUCCGUGAUAGUAGACGCAGGAGUCGGACUCCUUCUCAAGGGAGACAAAAACGGCCUUCACGUGCAGAGCCGUUCAUAUUGGGCACCAUGUAACAUCGGGCCGUAUUCUCAAGCGAUAUGGAGUGGCGCUGAUGAGAACAGAGUCACUACUAUUAGCGGUCAAAUUGCCCUCAUUCCGGCAUCGAUGGAAAUGAUCGAAUCCUUAUCCGCCACAAUAUGCCCAAGCAUUUCUCAAAGUGUCCUUUCGUUAAGACAUUUUCACAAAGUUAAAGAAGCGAUAGAGGCCUCGUACGAUCUCGAGAUGGUCUGCUACAUUUCUAAAGAUUUCAUGGUUCCUGUUGUGACUGAGACCUGGGCGGCGUACCAGCGGUCCAAACUUUGCAAGCAACCCUUAGGUAGCAAGAAAUUGAUAAUUUUAAAAGUUUCAAGUCUUCCCAGGAAUGCUCUAUGCGAGUGGGUCGGAACCGUCUGUUCUACAUUAACGCGAGUCAAAGACUAUACGUCCGAUAGUCACAAUGACGACCCCGGUAACGAUUGCCAACAAGGGGAAGUGCAAGACAAACAAGCCGAUGGUUGGUCGAAAUUUUCUAUAUGCGAGACACCUGUUGAAAGCAACAGAAAUGUUAGACUUUUUUCCUCGGGGUUUUUCGAUUUGGAGGAUCUUCAAGAUUUACCAUCAGUUCCUAGCUCUAAUUUCCAAGUCAGAUUGUUCUACGAUCCACGCUCCAAUUUUGAUGACACUUCCAUUCCAGGAGCUGAAAUCAACUACGUGGAAGCUGUUUACGAUGCUGAAGGAAAUGAGAGGUCAGUAGGUUUUCAAACUCAACAGCUGGUUAUUUAA